Molecule: messenger RNA, 651 nt
Organism: Trichomonas vaginalis G3
Lineage: Eukaryota; Parabasalia; Trichomonadida; Trichomonadidae
Product: EF-hand family
Exons: 1
Coding region: 1-651 (216 amino acids)
Molecular function (GO): protein binding
Source: RefSeq, a predicted model, not a curated record
AUGAUUCGAGAAUUUCCAACAUCUGUUUCUCAAGAACUAGAAGCCAAUACAAACAAAUCACCUUCAAACGAUGAUUGGGUAUCAAAACUCAAAGCAGCGUUUCAUGAUGUUGAUAAAAGCAAUACUGGAAGAAUUACAAAAGAUCAGUUCAUUAACUCACGUUUAAAUAACUUAGUUGCUGAUGUACCUCAAAAUUCCCAAGAAAUGGAACAAAUAUUUGAUCAAAUUAAUACAUCAAUCGACUCAAGAAUCACAUGGAAUCAAUUAUUAGAUUAUCUUAUGACUCAAAAUCAAAAUUCGAAUUCUUUUAAAGUAGGCAAAGAGAUAUCAAUUGAUUUUGUUGCCCCACCACUUUCAUAUUCAUCACAAUUCAUCAGAUGUCCAAAAAUCAUACGAGCAUUAUACAUUUCAUCAAUGGAUCUACUUGUAUCUCUUACAGAAAAAUUCAUGUCCUUAUGGAAUCCAAAGAAUUGUCAACAAGUUUACGAAUUACCAAACGAUUCUGAAGGAACUUUCACCGAUGUAUGCUAUAUCCAACCAAGCCAGCGUCUUGCAAUAUCAUUAUCUAAUAGAAAUAUUAUCUUUUUUGAUCCGAAAUCUCUACAAAAAAUUAAAGAAAGUAUCUCAGCGACGAUCGACUCAAAAAAAUGA